Chenopodium quinoa (quinoa) is the source of this 2223-nucleotide messenger RNA. RefSeq lists its product as uncharacterized. The transcript has 3 exons. The coding region runs from base 1 to 2223 and encodes 740 amino acids. The record is from RefSeq and is a predicted model, not a curated record. NCBI's taxonomy places the organism in Eukaryota, Viridiplantae, Streptophyta, Magnoliopsida, Caryophyllales, Amaranthaceae.
AUGGUAGCUCACUUCCGUCCGAUUAGUUUAUGCAACACCAUCUACAAAUGCAUAGCUAAGAGUCUGGUGAAUAGGAUGAAGGGAUUACUUCAGAAUCUUAUAAUGGAAUAUCAACAUGCUUUUAUCUCGGGAAGAUACAUGGAAGAUAACAUUAUUUUAAGUCAUGAGUUACUUCAUUUAAUCAACACCAACAGAGGGGAAGUUCAUAAGGCGGCGAUCAAGAUUGACAUGUCAAAGGCCUAUGACAGGGUGAACUGGCUUUUUCUCCUAAAAAUCUUACAGGCCUACGGGUUUCCUCCGAGAUGGGUGCAGUGGAUUUCUCAAUGUAUCUCGACGGUGUCAUACAGAACCCUGGUGAAUGGACAGGUGUCAGAAGCUUUUAAGCCAAGCUGUGGUUUAAGAAAAGGGGAUCCUCUCUCCCCUUAUCUCCUUUUGUUCUGUAUGGAUAUCCUUUCAAAAAUGUUGAUCAUGGGAGGGAAUCUAGGCCAAAUUAAAGGGCUCAAGGUAACUAAGGAAUCAUGUCAGAAUCUAACGAAUAUUAUUGAUAGAUAUGGAGGUAUUUCAGGCCAACGCUUAAAUUUGGGGAAGUCUUUUGUGAAGUUCAGGAAUUUGGUUCCGAGAAAUCAGAUGGAGGAGUUUAAGGAAAUUCUCAAGAUUGGUCAAGUCCAGAAUCUAGGUCUCCAUUUGGGGGCUCCGGUCGAUCUUGCCCGAGGAAAGAAGGAUUCUUUUCAGUAUAUGAUCGAUAAGGUGGUGCAGAAGAUAACAACCUGGGGGACGUUGAGGAUUUCUCAAUCAGCAAAAUUAAUCCUGAUAAAUUCAGUUCUAAUAAGCAUUUCUUCUCACGUUAUGAAGUUCCUUAAACUUCUGGGGUACAUUGUGAGUAAAAUUGAUGCACUAAUUGCGAGAUUCUUUUGGGCCAAAAAUGGGGAGAAGGGUAUGCAUUGGGUUGGGAAAGAAACUUUACAACUCCCAAAAGGAAUGGGAGGACUUGGGGUUAGGGGAAUGGAAAACCUCAACGAUGCUUUGUUGUUUCAACAGGUGGCUAGGAUGCAUUGCAACCCGCAGAUCUUAUUGCCUAUGCACUCUUGCACCAUGUGUGAUAGGCGUCCUCAUUCCGAACUAAGAGGUAAUGCAUCAUGGGGCAGACGAGGUUUCCACAAUGUAGCUAACAAAUUUUCUACGGGUUUUUCUUGGAAAAUUGGGAAUGGGGAGAAGGUCAAAUAUGCGAGUAUGAAGUGGGUAAAUGGAGAGGUGCCGAUCCUCAAGUCUAGUCUUGUGCUGAGGGGAAUGGGGUUAGGCAUGGUCAGGGACUUAAUUAAUAAUUCUUCGGUGAAAGAAUGGAAGGCGGAGGUGGUACGUGAGAAAUUCGAAUGGUCUUUAGCACAACAGAAUUUAGACCUGGAGCUUCCGGUGGUGGAAAAUGAAGAUUUUUUGUAUUGGCAAGCUCACAAGUCGGGGAGGGAGGAGCUUAGUAGCCCGGGGGAGGAACAAUUGUUUAAACUCAUUUGGAAGCUGAAAAUUCCUCCCAAAUGGAGCUUAUUCUUAUGGAAGCUCAUUUUGAAUGAGUUAGCUAUUAAGGCUAAUUUGCAUCAUAGAGGAAUUCCGGUGGACGUUCUGUGUAGCGUGUGCGGCGAUAUUGAGGAGGAUGCUCAACAUCUUUUUCGAUUGUGUUCUUUGGCUAGGUAUGCGUGGCUUGCUUGUCCGUUGCAUAUCAGCUCUGAAAUUGAUGGGUCUACUCCUUUGCAACAAUGGAUCCAGAGACAUAUCCUGCUAUUUUAUAACGAGGAUGGUAUUUCUAGUGACUGUAUACACACUUUUAUUGGUGUGCUGUGGGGCCUUUGGAUGGCUAGGAAUGGGAGAGUUUUCAGAAAUGAGGACGAUCACACGUCAAGUCUGGUAAGACACUUAGACUUAGCUGGAAAGGAGUUAAAUGUCUUCCUAAAGCCAGAUGGUGGAACCGCGGGAAUUUUACAGGAGUUGAGGCCCGUGGAGGGGCCCCCACCAGGAUUUCAUAGAGUGCACAUGGGUGGUGGUAGUAACUUGUCCAAUAGGUGGGAUGACAAUUUUCGAGAGGUGACAAUCAUAUGUGAUGGGUCGUGGCACAAACAAAUAGGUAAUGGUGGCUUUGGUUGGGCUUAUGCUACCCAUGUAGGGGUUUAUGUAGAUGGUGGGGCCGUGGGGGUGGUUUUUGCAAGGCUAGUGCGGCUUUGUGUACGGAGCUGA